GGGCAGCAAAGUACACAAGACCACUAUCGGUACGCUCGCUCCAAUUGAAGAUCUUUUCCUCUUCGGCCUUGACCAUCUCAAGUCCAAUAUUAUCUUCAAGGGCGUAUUCGAGGUCUUCCUCUUCCAUUUCGAGGAUCGCGCUGAAGGCGGUGAGGAGGUGGAUGUUGAGAAAGUCUUGAUUGGCGUGCCAGAGGCGGGUGUGGGCGAAGAUGAAGGUGCCGAUGAGGCGGCGCUCUUUGUCUGUCUCGUGCUUGCUUGAGGAAGGCAUGUCGACUCGUUCUUGCCUGGACAACAGGUUGAGCGCUGGAUCUAGAUUGGUCAAAUCGCGCACUUACUGCUGUCUGAUGUUACGGAUGAGAUGCUGGACUGGCCGAGGACUCGAGACGCGAAUAUGGAGGUGUUGUUUCAAGCGGAAGUAUCGAAAAAGCAGUGAGACCUUUCAGUCUUAUCAUUAUCAGCAACAUCACCACGACAGACCACAAGCGAUCAAUGGUCUAUCUUACUACCGACAUUUCCAAGAGCCAACCUCACCAGCUCAACAUCAUCGGCACUUAACACGAAGGCGGAAAACCACGCUAUUGUCCGCUGGAGGAUUUCACGGUCUGACAAUCACCACAGCCAGUCUCACCCGCACGUCAAGACGCGCAUCCGGUACCAUCACGAACGCUUCAGCACUGCUCUCUCCCGCCUCGCAUCGUCCGUGACUGUGCCGUCGUUCCCGCUACUACGACUCCUUGUAACGAAGCGCGAGAGCCUGCAGAACCACCCCCGAUGCGAGCGUCCGCGCAAAUUCAAGCCGGGUCAUGAUACGGACGACGCAUCACUCUCCCGCUCUCGCGGCCCAACCAGCGCCCUCGUGCUGCCAUUCAAUGCGAUCUUGUCCGAAUUGCGGAACCUGAGCGAUGGAGAUUAU
Molecule: messenger RNA, 913 nt
Organism: Aureobasidium subglaciale EXF-2481
Lineage: Eukaryota; Fungi; Ascomycota; Dothideomycetes; Dothideales; Saccotheciaceae
Exons: 2
Coding region: 210-704 (164 amino acids)
Source: RefSeq, a predicted model, not a curated record